Engraulis encrasicolus (European anchovy) is the source of this 3710-nucleotide messenger RNA. It is a transcript of the gene fmodb, whose product is annotated as fibromodulin b. The transcript has 3 exons. The coding region runs from base 160 to 1236 and encodes 358 amino acids. The record is from RefSeq and is a predicted model, not a curated record. Gene Ontology annotation, molecular function: protein binding. NCBI's taxonomy places the organism in Eukaryota, Metazoa, Chordata, Actinopteri, Clupeiformes, Engraulidae.
UGGUAUGCAGCUGGAGAGGGGGUAUUUCCACAAACCCCCUGUAUACCUCCUGCUCACAGACAGACCAAGGGGAUAAGCAGAAACACUCAGGACAGACAGACUCUUGUGCUUACUGUGCCAGUGCUGAAGGUGUAACCUGUGUGUGCAGAGACUGUGACCAUGCGGUUGGCUCUGGUGGUGCUCCUCCUGGCCGUCUUGGGCCAACCCUGCUUCUCCUACACGCGCAACGCCCUCAACUGGCUCUCCCACCUGCGCAGUCGGCACGGCUACGGCUGGCGCAACGGUUACGCGGCGUCGUACUUGAACACAGAGAAUCCCGACAUGGAGAACUGCCCCCUGGAGUGCGACUGCCCAAGCCUAUACCCGACAGCCAUGUACUGCCACGGGCGCAACCUCCAGCACGUCCCCUUCGUGCCCUCGCGCAUGAAAUACGUCUACCUGCACAACAACUUCAUCACCAGCAUCCAGGAGGGCGUGUUUGACAACGCCACUGAGCUGAUCUGGAUUAUCAUGCACAGGAACCAGCUGGACUCGGACAAGAUCGGCAAGAACGUCUUCAGCAAACUGAAGAACCUACAAAAGUUGUAUCUGAGCGGCAACUACUUGACGUCCGUCCCUGAGAACCUUCCCGCCUCUCUGACGGACCUCAGGAUAAGCAACAACAAGAUCACCAAGCUCUCCGACAACACCUUCAAGGGCAUGGUGGACCUGAGCCACCUGCACAUCCAGGGCAACGAGAUCAAGGAGGUGGGCACUGCCUUCAAGGGUCUGGAGUCCCUGCACAUCCUGGAUCUAAGCCGCAACAGCCUGGAGAAGUUGCCCGAGGCCCUGCCGCCAAAGCUGCAACAGCUCUACCUGAACUUCAACAAGAUCAACAGCGUGCCCACGGACUUCCUCAGCAAGUACCCGUCCCUACAGUACGUCAGACUCUCGCACAACGAGCUGACGGACAGUGGCAUACCGUCCAACGCCUUCAACAACACGGCCCUGCUGGAGCUGGACCUCUCACACAACCGGCUAGAGAGGAUUCCCACCAUCAGCACCCAGCUGGAGAACCUUUACUUGCAGGCCAACCACAUCAAAGAAUUUUCUCUGAGCAGCUUCUGCAGGGUGGUGGACAUGAUGAACUUCUCCCAGAUCAGAGUGCUGAGGCUGGACGGCAACGAGAUCAGCACCAGGGACGUGCCCCCGGAGGCAGUGCUGUGCUUGCGACUCGCCGUCUCCAUCGACCUCUAACCGCUCGGCCUGCCCGUCCUGUCACUCAAGACAGCUGAGAGAAGCUUUGUCCUCUCCAUUCCACCCUCAUCCCUUCUUAUUACUCUCCUGCUAACUCUUAAAGCAAUACUAAGUAGUUUUUUUUCUAUGAGCAUUCAGUUGCCCCAGGGGCUGGAAGUGGAAUGACUGUAAAGGCACUGCUCUUAGUGUGGUGCUGCAGACACCACAGUGGGCAGUGAGGAAAAAAUCUCUGAUGACUUUUCAUACAGCCACUGAAAUAAUUUGGGGAGCUUUUUUAUUAAAUGGUUGUUGAAAGAACAACUUGGUGUUGCUCUAAGUAAAACUCCGGGCGCAUAUCGUGCUAUAUAAAUUAAUUUCCUUGAAAUAUAUUUUUUCAGCGAUAUUUGCUUUAUUGCUAUGACCAAAAGUAGUGCCUUGUUCUGUUCUGUUGAUUUUGUAUAUACACAAGCAAUUCAAAGAGGGUUUUGUAGCAGAGGAAGUAAUCAAACUAUGUAAAAACAUUUUCUUUUCAAUAGGAAUUCCAAAUGAAUGUAUAAAACAAGUUAAUUACAGUCACCGGUGUAUGGGCAGAGUUUACUUGUAAUAUGCAAAUUGUAUCAUGUAACUUGUGGAAUGCAAACUGUAAAUAUAAAGCUUUGGGCUAUGUGGUAGAUCAAAGACAAAUACAAAAUAAUUGAGAAAAGAAACAGAAAUAAAGAGAUCAAAAACGAAUCACGCUUCACUACAAUGGCAGGGAGAGAGAGCUACAAAGGAAUGUAGUCGUUAUAGUUAUUGCACACAGACAGACACACUCAGACAAGGAAGCACGCACAUGCCUCAGCUUGCCAACGUGCGCACGCACGCACGCACACACACAGCCAUAAUCACUGACACGUUAUCUGUUAUUUAUGUCCGCAGAUGGAGACUGAGAGAUACAUGAUGGAGAUAUAUAGGGUAGUAAAAUGUGUUCCAUAUACAUUACCUUCUGUCACAACACAGGCAUUUUUUCCCCUUGAGAAUCCAUCUGUUUAUGAGUUGCCUACUAAGUCAGAAAGAAGGGCUACUGUACACUUUUGAAACAUCUGGCUAGAUGGCAUGUCUUGAGUAUAACUCGCUAAGCACAAUGCCCAUCAUCUCCUCUUCCGUGCACUGCAGUGCUAUCUAAAAAAAAAAACCUCAGGUAAAGUUACAUGUAAAGUUACAAUGGCAUCUCAUUUUCUGGAUCUUAAAUAAGUACACAAGGUUCAUAGAAAAAUUUGGGAUAUUUGGCUUUUGUCAAAGUAUACGAAAAGUGAAUUAGUUGAAAGGGAAUAAGUGAAAAGCAUCAGUUACUGUAUGUCUGUGAUUUAACCCAUUGAUGCCUAAGGGACCUGCAAAAAAGGGUGCUGAAUGCCUGAGCCCUUUUUGAGAAAAGCUGCCCAUAGCCAAUAAAAACCUAAAUAUCUCAGCCUCUGAAGCACAUAAAAAUAUGCACUAAAUUGCAUUUAAACGCCAAGACCCUCAUCUUUCAUUAGAAUGUGUUCAUUCAUCUCAAACAAACAAAUGUUAAAUAAAGUUGUCUCAAAUCUCAUGAGCCUGAAUGUUGCGUAAUGCAGCUCCAGGCGCCAGGGCCAAUGUUGCGCAAUACAACAUCAGGCAUCAAUGGGUUAACAUGACGCUGUAUGCUAUAUUUUUAUGUUCAUCCUGACAUUUCACCUGAAACGAAUAUACUCAUCUUUUUAUGAAAGGAGUAAUUAUGACAUGUGGGAGCAAAACAUCACUGGGGCUAAUGUCCAUGAGAUGUUCAUCUCUCUGCCGUCUCCGUUUGUAGCAUCUCUGGGGUGAUAUUCUUUCUGUGCUGUUAAUCCCUUGAAUGUUCAUUAAAACCUGACAAACACACACAUCACAACGCUUCUGACCUUUUGAGCGAGCCCUGAGAAUUUCCACUCAGCGCCACAAAAGUCCAUUUGUCAACAACAAGCGACCUUGAGGACCAGAGAAUGAAAUGUCACCAAAUCCCAGCGGUCAGGUGGGCUAAGUGCUUGUGUAUGCAGUAUAUACCCGUUCUAUUUUAAGUUAUUGUGACAGACACCCCCCCAUGUUAUUGACAUAAAUCCCAGACAUUUUCUGGAAUAAAGGAGUUUAAGAUUUUUAAGGCCUAGAAGUCAUUUGGUCAUGUAAAAUGAUUGUUAUAAUAAUAGCAACAAUAAUGUUUAUUAGUUUAACAACUAAACUAUUUGCUGCUACACUAACAAAUCCCUUCAACAUAGAGGGAAGUCUAUAGGAAAGUUCUUCGUCCAUGGGAAUGUUGAAAACCAGCGCAAGAAAAAUGUAUUGCAGUAACAUGCCUGGUUGCUUUUUAUUGACACACAUUAAGCUUUUUACAACAAAAUAUUAAAUCACUGCCAGGGUAUAUUGACACUUGUGAAUGUCAGGAUUAUUAUGAUCUGAAUAACUCUACUGAAAGCUGUAAAGCUAUAAUGCUCAGUUGCUGUGCACACUGCAGACCUUUUGUG